Pogonomyrmex barbatus (red harvester ant) is the source of this 1662-nucleotide messenger RNA. It is a transcript of the gene unc-119, whose product is annotated as unc-119 lipid binding chaperone. The record is from RefSeq and is a predicted model, not a curated record. Gene Ontology annotation, cellular component: cilium. Gene Ontology annotation, molecular function: lipid binding. Lineage: Eukaryota; Metazoa; Arthropoda; Insecta; Hymenoptera; Formicidae. Gene Ontology annotation, biological process: lipoprotein transport; cilium assembly; nervous system development.
AGUAAGACUUGGUAUCUCCAUGAGUUGUCUCACCACAGGAUGUUUACACUUGGAAAUCUGGGAACGCUCGCGAAACACGAAGGCCAUAAAUGACCGCCGAAGGGUCUAGGAUGAUGAGCCGUGGCGACGCAACGAGCGAGCCGACGGCGAGGCGGUGAACGUGCAACGGAGUGCGCGAGAUUGACGGGUCGCUGUCAAUCGCUGUGCGAGUCCCGGCUCAAUCGAGGAUCCCGAUUCGUUCGACCGAAUGCCGAACGUUGCCUCUCUCGUACAUACGUACAUACGUAUUCGGUCCCGUGAAUAAAUUAUGAGCGUGGACAGCGAAAGCAAGUCGAGCGAGGCGCGAACGAUCGUGCCGUACAGCGCGGAGAACGGCACCGACGGGGAUGUCGAGGGCGGUCCGAUAACGCCGGAGAUGGUGCUCCGAUUACCCACUAUCACGGACAAGUACCUCUGUUCCCCUGAAGCCAACAUCUAUGACAUAGACUUCACGAGAUUUCAGAUCAGGGAUUUAGAAACUGGUGCUGUGCUCUUUGAGAUAACAAAGCCUCCUGCUAGUGAAUGUGACACUCACCACGAGCCAGAGCCAGACUGUGAAGAAAUUGGAUCUGAAGAUGCAAAUACGGGACGCUUUGUGCGGUAUCAAUUCACACCGCAAUUUCUGAAGUUAAAGACGGUCGGGGCAACAAUCGAGUUUCUGGUGGGGCCUAAGCCGAUUAAUAACUUCCGGAUGAUAGAACGGCACUUUUUCCGUGACAGAUUGCUAAAAACCUUUGACUUUCAAUUUGGAUUUUGCAUACCAAAUAGUAAAAACACAUGUGAACACAUUUAUGAGUUUCCAACGUUGCCUGCAGAUCUAGUUUCCGAGAUGAUUGCAAAUCCAUUUGAAACGCGAUCAGAUUCGUUUUAUUUCGUUGACAAUCAGCUUGUGAUGCACAAUAAGGCUGACUAUGCAUACAACGGUGGACACACAACGCACGACGUAUUGUAAUGCGUGGUUUGUUGAUUAGUAUUAUUGCAAGUGAUAUAUAGGAUUAUAGUGUAUCACAACUAUGUGUUAUAGCAACGAUGAAUCAGUCCGCACGUUCGGCUAGCGUUUGACGCUUUGUCUUUCGGCAUAAAAAAAACGAGCUUAAAAAUUUCACGGAUCACCACUGAUCUCUGAACACGCGAAUCGUUGCAACGGAAACGCUUUAAUGCUAAACUUAAUUUGUUGACAAAUUGAAUAGUUCCUAUUUUUCUUCAGUAUAAAAAAAAUUGUUAUUUAUUUAUAAAUUACCAAAUCAGAGUGCAUUUAGUUUUAGAGAAUAUUUCAAUGAUGAUCUGUCCUUAAAUGAUACAUUUGCUAACAAGUAUCGUGUUAUUUAAGCACAUACAGCACAUUGAUAUGCGUGGCCUCUAAAUGGAAUUACAUCCAAUUCAAUGAGCUCCCUAAUGUUUGAAAUACAGCCUAUACAAUUUUCACAGCGAUAUGUGCGAUGAAGGGUAAACUGAAUCAGAUAGGAAUUGCGUUUUUCGACGCUCAAUGGCGCUUUUUCGCCGCUAUCACAUAACUUGCAAUUUCUCUUCAUUCUUACACAAACCAUGUAUUAUUUGAAUACUUUUCACAUUGUUCUGUAAUAUUGUGAAGUUCAUCCAAAAUACACGUAUAUAUUUACAAAG